Molecule: messenger RNA, 3555 nt
Organism: Parus major (Great Tit)
Lineage: Eukaryota; Metazoa; Chordata; Aves; Passeriformes; Paridae
Gene: SOX10
Product: SRY-box transcription factor 10
Exons: 4
Coding region: 421-1812 (463 amino acids)
Biological process (GO): enteric nervous system development; morphogenesis of an epithelium; peripheral nervous system development
Cellular component (GO): nucleus
Molecular function (GO): RNA polymerase II cis-regulatory region sequence-specific DNA binding; DNA-binding transcription factor activity, RNA polymerase II-specific
Source: RefSeq, a predicted model, not a curated record
CAGCAAUGCCAGCAAUUCUCAUGAAGAAGCUGGCACCAUGGAAAACAGGGAACAUACUACUGGUGGCUGAGGUGGAGUGGGGGGCUGCCUGUGUCCCCUCCCCGCCGUCCCUGGCCGACCGUAUUCUGGCUCUGAGGAGUGCUUGGCUCCACCUUCCACCCUUCCCUCCCCCGGUGCUAAGCAGCAAAGCCAGCUAGAGACAUCCAGCCGGGGUAUUAGUAAAAACCAAGCCUCCCUCCAGGAAUGGCACUCGCCUGAGAGCCUCCCCGUGCUGCGCGCCCCGACACCGCUGGGGCUGGGAGAGAGAACAGGGGGGCUAUUGGGAUACAAAUCACAGCCCUCGCAGGAUUUGCCCGGCACACCGGCCAGCAAUUGAGAAGAAGGACAGUGAGAAGGAAGAGGGAAGGCUUGAGAGCAACGAUGGCUGAUGACCAAGACCUUUCAGAGGUGGAGAUGAGCCCAGUGGGCUCUGAAGACCACCACUGCCUGUCCCCAGGACCCUCCAUGGCAUCAGACAACUCCCCGCACCUCACUGGCUCUGGGAAUGGGGAGAUGGGGAAGGUGAAGAAGGAACAGCAAGACUCGGAGGCGGAUGAUGACAAGUUCCCGGUGUGCAUCCGCGAGGCAGUCAGCCAGGUGCUGAGCGGCUAUGACUGGACCCUGGUUCCCAUGCCCGUCCGGGUCAAUGGAAGUAACAAGAGCAAACCCCAUGUCAAGCGGCCCAUGAAUGCCUUCAUGGUCUGGGCACAGGCUGCCCGGAGGAAAUUGGCUGACCAGUACCCGCACCUGCACAACGCCGAGCUCAGUAAGACCUUGGGGAAGCUCUGGAGGUUGUUGAACGAAAGCGACAAGCGGCCCUUUAUCGAAGAGGCAGAGCGGUUGAGGAUGCAGCACAAGAAGGACCAUCCUGAUUACAAGUACCAGCCCCGCCGGCGGAAAAAUGGCAAGGCCACACAGGGCGAGGGUGAAGGCCAGGUAGAGGGCGACGCUGGUGGGGCUGCUGCCAUCCAGGCCCACUACAAGAGCGCCCACCUGGAUCACAGGCAUCCUGGAGAAGGGUCACCCAUGUCUGACGGUCAUCCAGAACACUCCUCAGGUCAGAGCCAUGGGCCCCCCACACCUCCUACCACCCCUAAGACCGAGAUGCAGGCAGGCAAAGCCGAUUCCAAACGAGAAGGGCGUUCGCUGGGGGAAGGAGGAAAGCCACACAUCGACUUUGGCAAUGUGGACAUUGGGGAGAUCAGUCACGAGGUGAUGUCCAACAUGGAGACCUUUGAUGUCAAUGAAUUUGACCAAUACCUGCCGCCCAACGGACACGCCGGCCACCCAGGCCACGUCGGAGGCUAUGCGGCAGCGGCCGCUGCUGGCUAUGGGCUUGGGAGCGCCCUGGCUGCAGCCAGCGGACACUCUGCCUGGAUCUCCAAGCAGCAUGGAGUCUCCUUGUCCACUGCCACCUCAUCGGUGGUGGACUCAAAGGCCCAGGUGAAAACGGAGGGGUCCACCCCUGGAAGCCAUUACACUGACCAGCCCUCCACCUCCCAGAUUGCCUACACAUCCUUGAGUCUGCCCCACUACGGCUCGGCCUUCCCCUCCAUCUCCAGGCCACAGUUUGACUACCCGGACCACCAGCCCUCGGGACCCUACUACAGCCAUUCCACCCAAGCCUCUGGCCUCUACUCUGCCUUCUCCUAUAUGGGACCUUCCCAACGUCCCCUUUACACUGCCAUCUCUGACCCUGCACCCUCCGUGCCACAGUCUCAUAGCCCCACACACUGGGAACAGCCCGUGUACACAACUCUCUCCAGACCGUAGGGAAUGGGGAACAGUGACCAAAGCAGCGAUGGAAAGGCUCCCAAGAAUCAGCACAGGCAGAAGAGCCUCCGAACUCCAAGGUCACUCAGUGCCAUCCAGCCACCAGAACCUACCAAGUAUAAAGAAGUGCCUUUCUUGAUCCCAGCUGUCGCUGGCACACCCACCUAGAGGAAGGUUUAUCGUCCUUUCACCCUUUACCAAUUUCACACAGGCCACUUGACUGGCUUGCGAUGCCUUAUUGGCCUUCUAGAUGAGGAGGAUUCUAGACAUGGAGUGACUGGUCUAUGGUGGGUUUUGUUGUGCACACCCUGGACUGUAUGAUGAGAGAGACUGUCCUUUCCUUCCCCUCCCACACUGCUCCAGGGAGUUUGCAAGUGUUUCCAACAGGCCACAAUGGCCAACAGGUGUCACCUGCUGUGGGUGUAGGGUGGUGGCUCAGCCUCAGCAGAUGUGUCAUGGGAGGAGCAGUAGGGAGGUGGCAUGGCCGGCUUCCAUGCAAUCAGCGUCGUGCAGCAGUCCUGCCUAAGAUUCACAAACGCAAGAAUCUCGAACCCCUUGGAAGACCAACCUACGCUUGCUUCCCUGCCAAUUUCCACGGCUGCACUCUAGCUUUUCUCCCCACCUCCUCCCUCCAUCUUGUCUCUGUUUAAUCCCACACUCUUCCCAGCAUGGAGAAUUGAAGGCUUGCCUGAACAGUACAUGGGAUUUGGGAACAGCAUGGUCAGUCUUAGCAUUACUCGUAUCACAGCCUGUGUGCACACACAUGUUCAUGUAUGAAGGUGGAGGAGAGGUGGGAAAGGACCAAUGAAUCAUUACGGUGCUAUGGGUGAAUCCUCCUUUUUUAAAAUUCCUCUGUAUCAUUCAUUUGUGUCUGGCAUUUCUGGCCUCUCAGUCUCUUCUAAUCUCUUCAGAACCCCAAACAACCUCUGAGCAAACUUGGUCCUUGCUCUUCCAUGUCUGAUGGUGCUUGCAUGAAAUGAAGAAGCACCAAGAAAGCUACAAUGCACUUGCCAACACCCUGAGUUAAUUCCAGUACUCUGAGGUCCCACUCCAAACCAAGGCUGAACUCAUUCGUUCAUCAUGUCUCCCAGUCAGCCAAAACCUCCCUCCCAUCUAUGCUGAGAAUGGAAAGAUACUCCUGUGGCUUUAAGCAAGGUAGACACAGACCCAAUCUUGGAUGAUGAAAGAAAGAACCCUAUUUGGGUGCAAAGUAAUCUUCUUUGCCUUUGGGUUUCAAACUGGAAGCAACCAGCUCUUAGAGAUCAACCUCUUUUUUCAGCCCAACAUCUGAGGACAGUCUGCUUCUCCUUUGUCACCUCCAAGACUGGGGUAUUUUGCCAGGCCAGGGAGUGAACUGGCACAAAAAUUGCCACAGGAAAAGAUGAUUCCUGGCAGCUGAUUGCAGAGACAUGCUGUGGGACUUCCCAAUGCAUAUUCCAGUCUAGAAAGAGACUUUAACCAAAUGUGGACUGUGAUGGGUGCUGCUGUAUCCCUCUGCUGAUAUGACUGUCAGAUGCCCUUCCUGCCUCCCUUAGCUACAGAAAACUUCUCCUUGUGGUGUCUGAAAAGAUCAUGUAGAAUGUUUGCUCCCUGUACGCAUGUAACCUCUUCCAGCCCUGUCCCCUUAUUUAUGCAAGUAGCACCUUCCUCCCCUACCUCCCUUUCCUCAGUCUCUGUGCCAUCCUAGCACCAUUAACUCUGCAUUAAACAUAAGGAAUAAUAAACUUAAAAGUUUCAUUUUCA